AUGUUGCCACUCUCCUGGGUGUUGACGGUCUCGAUGGCCCUGACCGCGGUCUUUGGCCAGCCAGUGCCUCCCAAAAACCCACAUAGCGUGCAAUUCGUGCACGAACAAAACAAAAAGAGAUUCUACGACUACCAAGGCGCGGUCUUGAGAGGUGUUAACAUCGGUGGCUGGCUCGUGAUUGAGCCCUUCAUCACUCCCUCGCUUUUUGAGUCCUUCCGCACGCAGGACAACAGCGAUGUCGGCAUUCCAGCCGACGAGUACCACUUCUGCCAAACUUUGGGCCAAGAAAUUGCCUCCUCUCGUCUGGAGCAGCACUGGAGCUCGUGGUUCACCGAGCAAGAUUUCACCAACAUUGCUGCCGCAGGCCUCAACUUUGUGAGAAUUCCAAUCGGUUACUGGGCUUUCCAGACCUUGGAUUCCGAUCCUUACGUCAAGGGCAACCAAGAACAGUACUUGGACCAGGCCAUUCAAUGGGCUGCUAACAACAACUUGAAGGUCUGGGUUGACUUGCACGGAGCCGCUGGAUCUCAAAAUGGGUUCGACAACUCUGGUUUGAGAGACUCGUACGCGUUUUUGGAAGACAGCAACUUGAAUGUGACCAAAGAUGUCCUCAAGUAUAUGUUGGACAAAUACUCUCAGGACCAAUACCUCGACACUGUCGUCGGUAUUGAGUUGAUCAACGAACCCCUGGGGCCUGUCUUGGACAUGAACAAGCUUAAGGAAUUCUAUCAAUUUGGUUACGACUACUUGAGAAAUCAACUUGGAAGAAACCAGAUCGUUGUCAUCCACGACGCUUUCCAAGCCUUUAACUACUGGGAUUCCUCUCUCACAUAUUCUGAAAACGACUGGGGUGUGGUCUUGGAUCACCACCACUAUCAAGUGUUUUCAAAUGCCGAAUUGCAACGCCCGAUUGACCAAAAAAUUGCGGUCGCUUGCGAGUGGGGAUCUGGUACUUUGAGCGAAGCUCACUGGACUGUCUGUGGUGAAUGGUCUGCAGCUUUGACCGACUGUACCAAAUGGCUCAAUGGUGUGGGAUACGGCGCUCGCUACGAUGGAUCUUUCCAAAAAGGCGAUGACACUUCCAGCUACAUUGGAUCCUGUCAAAACAACGAAGACAUCAGCUCUUGGUCCGAUGAUAGAAAGACAAACACCCGUAAGUUUGUGGAAGCCCAAUUGGAUGCUUUCGAACUUCGUAACGGGUGGGUGAUCUGGACCUACAAGACUGAGAACUCUUUGGAAUGGGAUUUGCAGCGUUUGAUGUACAACGGUCUCUUCCCACAGCCUGUCACCGACAGACAGUUCCCCAACCAGUGUGGGUUCAGCUCUUGA
Lachancea nothofagi CBS 11611 is the source of this 1329-nucleotide messenger RNA. Lineage: Eukaryota; Fungi; Ascomycota; Saccharomycetes; Saccharomycetales; Saccharomycetaceae. The record is from the annotation of a GenBank genome assembly.